AAAAUUUUUAUAAGUACGCGUAAGUAUGAGAUAUGAAUGUAUACAGAUGGUCUAUAACUUACAAAGCCGCAACGUUGGUAUUGCAUUCCUCGAAGAAGAUAAGAAAGGUAUUAGUUUCGGGGAAAAACUUCUGAUCAUGAAGAAGAUCACGUGAAUAAGCACUCGGAGGGAAGUGACUACGAGACAUCAGGUUCUGAAGACGUUAGUGAUCUAGAAAAUUGUUACGUUAAACCAACGUCUCUUGGAGUCACGCGCACGAGGCCGUGUAACUCAACUAAAGAAUGGUUACACAUGGAGUACGAAAGUUCCAGAGAGAAGAUCUGACUGUCAAAAUGUACCUCAGCCUAUUGAAACACCGGAAUCGAUUAAUGACUGUUGAGACAUUUAUUCAAUUUUGGGUUUUAUUAUAUUGGGUUUUAUUAUAGGGAAUUAUUAUUCAUGGAUGAAAUUAUAAAUAUAAUUGUACAACAUACAAAUAGCAAAAGGGACGAUGUCUGUGCUAUGAUGAUGGCAGAAGGUAAAAAUAUGGAAACUUAUCACUACCUUAUAGACGCCACUGAAUUAAACAUACAUUGGCCUACAUUGGAAUCCUCUACUCUUCUGCAUAAAAAUCAUCCAAUGUGAACUACUUACACAUAUGGAGUCGAGAGAACAUUACAUUUUACAGAUGUGUGAUGGGGCAAACUAGAUUUAUGUUUAUAUCAACAUGUUUGCGACUCGAUAAUAAGCUAGGAAUACUGAUUAAUAUUGAUGAUUUUCAUCUGUAAGAAAAAUCUGGGAUCUCUUCAUGUUUGUCAAUUGUCAACGAUAUUAUAAGCCUCAUAAUUACUGCACUGUGGAUAAACAACUUUUAGGAUUUCGAGGGAGAUGUAGUUUUCGAAUGUACAUAAAAUCAAAAUCUGAUAGAUAUGGUCUUAAAAUCAUCUCUCUGAAUGAUGCUUACACGUCAUAUAUGAUAAAUGCUAUACCAUAUCUCGGAAAAGUAAGAGUCCAAAAUGAAUCGGUUCCGGAAUUCUUCUUUAGAGAAGUGACAAAACCAAUUUAUAGAACUAAUAGGACAAUAACUAUUGAUAAUUGGUUUACUAGUAUUCCUUUAAUAGAGCGAAUGCUUGAACCCGAAUUCAAUAUGACUAUACUGAUAGUUCUGGUUGCAUCUACUUUCUCUAAUUCUGCAAAUAUCGUUAAUGACAAGCCAGAAAUAAUUAGACAUUAUAAUAAAACAAAAGGUGGAACUCUUUUGACAAGUUACCACACGUAUACAGUAAGCAGAAAGACGAACAGAUGACUUCUAUGAAUCUUUUUCGUAGGAAUGCUUGAUCAAGCAACAGUUUACGCUAAGAUUUUUUUAUAA
Pogonomyrmex barbatus (red harvester ant) is the source of this 1351-nucleotide messenger RNA. RefSeq lists its product as uncharacterized. NCBI's taxonomy places the organism in Eukaryota, Metazoa, Arthropoda, Insecta, Hymenoptera, Formicidae. The record is from RefSeq and is a predicted model, not a curated record.